Molecule: messenger RNA, 6776 nt
Organism: Lucilia cuprina (Australian sheep blowfly)
Lineage: Eukaryota; Metazoa; Arthropoda; Insecta; Diptera; Calliphoridae
Product: daxx-like protein
Exons: 4
Coding region: 1-3174 (1057 amino acids)
Molecular function (GO): histone binding
Source: RefSeq, a predicted model, not a curated record
AUGUCAAAACAGUGUUCAUCAUUUCUAGCUUUAAAUAGCAUUAUCAAUGAUGAACGCCAAACACCAACACCACCAACCAACAAAGGUAUAGCCUCGUUGGGUGGAAAUCAGAGGAAACGGAAAACUCCCACACCACCACAAACUAUGCAACGUUUAAGCGCUAAAAAUUAUGCAGCUUUGGCAAACUCAUCACCAGCUAAGGCAGCCACCACAGUUGCCCCUCUACCGCCAAUAAUGCCCAUGAUAACAGGAGUACACUCAAUGGCUGCCGCGGGAGCCACACCACCCUUACAGCUAAUGGCCACACCGCCUCAUAAUUUGGGAAACUUUAUGGGUCUAAAUGAACAGCUAAUGAUAAAUCCUCAUUUAAUAUCCACUGGCUUACCACCCAAUACCACCAUCACCGCUCAUCCAAAUCCUAAUCAGAAUAAUAUUAACAAUAAUUUCAAAAUACAUUUACCCUUCAAUAAACCCAGUAGCACUACAACGCCAUCACCUGUCGCUUCGCCCUCACCUGCCGCUGCACCCAAAACACCCUCGCCUCAGCUAACGCCUUCACCGCAGCCGGGUCGUAUGGAUAAAACGUCACGUAGAAUUAAGCCCACUACUCUACUAAAGUCCACUGAUGAAAGUUGGCAAAAACACAAACACAGCGAUAGACAACUAACACAACGGACACCCAUUUCACUAACAAAUGAUGUGGUCAUUGAAAUGUUGCCACCAGCUACCACAGAAUCACCCAAGUCUAUAUCAGCUUCCUCGUCCCGGCAUCACACACCCAUGACUUCGCCUACAACACCAAAAUCUCAAAAAUCACCCGAUGUCAUUAUGCUGACAACACCCACCGCUCAUAAUUCGGGCAAUGAUUGUGACACUGUUUUGGAUUUGACUCACUCACCAGACAAGGUUAAAACUAACAAUAAUAAGCCCUUAGAAAUUGUCGAUUUGGUUAAUACACCCGAACAACAAAAACAACAAAUCAAUGGAGAAGCUAAUAAGGCAAAACCAGAUAAAAAACCCGAUAAACCGCCACCACCACCACCAAAACCUCCGCUAGAACCGGAAUAUGAAGAACUUAUAAAGGCUUGUCGUGAGGCUGAUCCCUCCAAAGAUAUGGAAAAGUUAAUCAAAACGAAAUUAUUAAAAUACUACUAUGAAGUACACGGUGAUUUUGUUAAAUCGAAAAGUUUUCGUAAAAGUAUACGCAAGGUUGUGGAAACCAUAAAAGCUAAACCGGAUUUGGUGUACUAUAAUCUUAAAACCAUUGUGGAAGAGUUAAAGGUACGACGUAAGGCCAGAGUGGUAGAGGAAGCUUCAGCGGCUGCAUCCCCAACCUCAGAAUCAACUAACACAGCAGCUAACAACAACAACAAUAAUAAUACUAAUACAGCAAGUCCCUUAGCAACAGCAGAAAAUGUUGAAAAACCAACAACGACUACUAGUGAUUCGAAUGUUCCUGCCAGCUCCUCAACCUCCAAUACGUCCACUACAGCAGUUGAGAUUUCAGCCACUGCCACCACAUCGACCGGUAAUAAAAAGUUAGAUGAACAAAUUAAAAAAUUAAAUAAAGCCCUGUAUGUUUUAACCAAACGUAUUGAGGUAUUGGAACAGGCUGAAGUCGAUUGGGAUGAUGAUGAUUCCAGUUUUCUGCAAGUGGAACGUUUUAAGAAAAGAGCUUGCCAGAUUUAUGAAAAAAUUUGUGAUCUUACGGGUGAAAGUAAAAAUGCCCAUCGUUUAGUUAAGAAACCCAUCAAAUUCAAUGAAACACGUAUACCACAGUUUAAUAAGACUCUACAGGCGUUUAUCAAUCGCACAAAAGAAUUUCCCGAUUAUUAUGAUGUAUUGCGUAUGCUGGAACAUUGUAAUCGUACCUAUAGUUUGGGUUUAGUUAACUUUGAAAUGAAAAAUAUAGCUGAAGAUGCGUUCAUUAAAGUGGGCAAACUAUUGCAAUCACGACGUAAAGCCGAUCUUUACGAAACAGUUACCCACUAUGCGGGUGAUGGUGCUGAUCCAGCCAAAACUGAUCCGACUUUGGCGGCAAAACUAAAUGAAAAUCUUAAAAAUCACAAAAAAAUCAAUGAUAUCUUAGAGAAGUUUGCACGCAAACAAGAUAUGCCCGAAGUCGAGGAGGAAGAGGAAAAGGCUGAAACAACAGAAGAUACUAAAGUAGAGGAGGCGACUAAAGCAGAAGUUAAAAUGGAAACGGAAACAGCGGAAGUGAUGGCAAUUGCAAACGAAAGUUUAAAUAAAGAGGAUAAAAAACAAGGAGAACAAGAAGAGAAACAAGUUUUACUUAAGUCUGAGGAAUGUAAAAAAGAAAAGGAAACUGUUGGACCAGUUAAGAGGAUGGUGGUGGAAGAAGGGGAGGAAGAUGAAGAAGAUGAUGACGAGGAGGAGGAGGAAGAGGAAGAAGAUGAUGAUGAUAAUCUAGAUGAACAAGUAGAAACUUUAGCUAAUGGUGAUGUUAGUGAUAAUGAAUCAGACAACGAAAUCGAAAACACAAAUAAUAAAAACAAAGAAAAUGUCUCAAAAGAUACAAUAAAAGAACUCAAUGAAAGUCUGGUUAGUGUUAAUGAUAGUUUAGCAAUUUUGGAUAAGUCAUAUGAUAAAUCAUUAUCAACAGAAUGUAUAGAAAUACCUGAUAAUUCACAAGAUAUAUUGCAAUUAGAUAAUACAAUGGAAAAUUGUAUGAAUAAGUUAAUAUCAUCACAUGAGAACAACAACUCUGCCAGAGAUAAUUUGUUAGUAAAUAACAAUAAUAACGAGUUGGUUGCAACAACAAAUACAAAGACUGUCAUUAAUACUACUACAAGUAAGGAAACUUCACCAUUAACAUCACCUAAAGCUUCACCAACUACUCCUGCCUCAAUAAUGCCCAUAAGAAAUGGUAAAUUAAGAGAAACACCUACUCCCCAUCUGCUCAACAACAAUAAUAAUAAUAAUGCCAGCAUUAAUUUGGAUACAGCUACUGCCACUCUUACAACCACCACUACAACGGCAGAUUUGAAAAUUGUUCAUGUCUCUAGUCUAGAACCCGAUACAAAUAAAAUUACAACAACAACAACUGGUGGCAGUAAUAUUGAGGUUGGUAGUAGUUUAUGUACAGAUUUAACUUCUACAAUAUCGGCAAAUAAAUCGUUAGAGGAAAUUGUUAUAUCCGAUGAGGAAUCAUAGUGUUUAUUGGAUUUAACCAUGCACAAGCGAUGAUAAUGAUGUUGAUGAUAAAAUAUUGCAAAAAAAAUUAUUUUGGAUUUUUUAAAAAUUUGAAAUUUUUAUUUAUGUUUUGUAAUUUUUUUUUUUUUGCCAAUUUCAACUAUUUUUGGUUGUGGUUUUGUUUGUUGAACGGUGUGUGUGUGUGUGUGUGUGUGUGUGUGUGAUAUAUUUUAAGGGUUGAGGUUAGAAAACUAUUAAAUCUCUUUCGAUUUUUUUGAACUUUUUGAAUGAACACAAAUUUCGUUGAAUUUUUUUUAAUAUACAACAAUUUGCAAGACUAAAAAUCUUAUAUUUGGUAUUGUAAAUGUAAAUUUUCAACUAAAUAUCACUUGAAAAACAUUUCUAGCAACAAUGCCACAGUUAGCAAGACUAAACAUUUUGUAUUUGGUGUGGUAAAUAUACACUUUCAACUAAAUUUCAUUUGAAAGUCAUUUUUAGGCAAAAAGCAACUGUUUGCAAGGCUACAUAUCUUAUAUUAGGUAUUGCAAACGCAUUAUUUCAAGUUAACUAUGCUUGAAAAACAGUUCUAGUGAAAAUGCCACAGUUUGCAAGACUAUACAUUUUUUAUUUGGUGUGGUAAAUAUACACUUUCAACUAAAUUUCAUUUGAAAGUCAUUUUUAGGCAAAAUACAACAGUUUGCAAGGCUACAUAUCUUAUAUGAGGUGUUGCAAACGCAUUAUUUCUAAUUAACUAUGCUUGAAAAACAGUUCUUGCAAAAAUGCCACAGUUUGCAAGACUAAACAUUUUGUAUUUGGUGUGGUAAAUAUACACUUUCAACUAAAUUUCAUUUGAAAGUCAUUUUUAGGGAAAAAGCAACAGUUUGCAAGGCUACAUAUCUUAUAUGAGGUGUUGCAAACGCAUUAUUUCUAAUGAACUAUGCUUGAAAAACAGUUCUAGUAAAAAUGUCACAGUUUGCAAGACUGAAAAUCUUGCAUUUACUGUUGCAAAUGCCAAUGCCAAAGUUUGCAAGACUAAACAUUUUGUAUUUGGUGUUGUAAAUAUACACUUUCAACUAAAUUUCACUGGAACGUCAUUUUUAGGCAAAAUACAACAGUUUGCAAGGCUACAUAUCUUAUGUGAGGUGUUGCAAACGCAUUAUUUCUAAUUAACUAUGCUUGAAAAACAGUUCUAGCAAAAAUGCCACAGUUUGCAAGACUGAAAAUCUUGCAUUUACUGUUGCAAAUACCAAUGCCACAGUUUGCAAGAUUAAAUAUUUUGUAUUUGGUGUUGUAAAUAUACACUUUCACUAAAUUUCACUGGAAAGUAAUUUUUAGGGAAAAACCAAUAGUUUGCAAGGCUAUAUAUCUUGUAUUAGGUAUUGCAAAUCCAUUAUUUCAAGUUAACUAUGCUUGAAAAACAGAUCUAGCGAAAAUGCCACAGUUUGCAAGGCUACAUAUCUUGUAUUAGGUAUUGCAAAUCCAUUAUUUCCAGUUAACAAUGCUUGAAAAACAGUUCUAGCGAAAAUGCCACAGUUUGCAAGACUGAAAAUCUUGCAUUUACUGUUGCAAAUAAAUUAUUUUAAGUGAAAUUGUCGUAGAAAACAAUUCUAUCGAAAAUGUUACAGUUUGCAAGACUAAAAAUGUUUCAAAUCGGUUUAAAAAUCAUGCAUUUUUUAUGAUUAUGAUUUAUAGCAUUUAAUCAAAUUUGCAAGACUAAAAACUUUAGGAUUUUAAUAUUGCAAAUACAUUAUUUCUAGUAAAUUUCAUUUAAAAAACAAUUUUAGCAAAAAAGCCACAGUUUGCAAGACUAAAAAUCUUAUAUUUAAUAUUGAAAAUACUUCCUUAAAGGUAAACAUCACUUGGAAAAGAUUUCUAACAAAAAUAUCACAGAUUGCAAGACUAAAAAAUUAAAGCGUAUGUGAGUUACAGCAGUUAAUGAAAUUUGCAAGACUAAAAAUGGUAUAAUUUAGGUAUUGCAAAUAUAGUAUUUCAAGUAAAUUUCACUUGAAAAAUACUUUUAGCAAAAAAUCUAUAGUUUACAAGACUAAAAAUCUUGUAUUUGGUAUUGCAAAUAUAUUAUUUUAAGUAAAAUUGUCUUAGAAAACAAUUUUAGCUUAAAUGUCAUAAUUUGCAAGACUAAAAAUCUUGUAUUUGGUAUUGCAAAUUUAUUAUGUUAAAUAAUUUUUUAUUGGUAAACAGUUUAAGCAGAAAUGCCAUAGUUUGCAAGGGCUUAACUUAGUACUAAGUUGUGAUUUACUUAACUUGAAACUUAAAUGUAAAACAAAAAAAAGGCAAACUGCCCUUGCAAAUGUGGCAAAAAUUGUACAAUAUUUACAAUCAUAACAAAAAAUGAUGUACUACUGGUAAUUGCAAUUUGCAAGACCAAUUUUUGAUUUUACCUGGUGUAAAUAUACUAUUUUUGAGUGAAAACACAAUUCUAGCAAAGUUGCAAAAGUUUGCAAGACUUUAACAACAGCAAAAUUUUUAUCAUUCGGUGUUGCAAAUAUAGUUUUUGGAUUAAACUUCUACUGUCAAACAAUUUGCAAGAGAAAAUAAGGACAAAACUUUCAUCUUUAGGUGUUGCAAAUAUAGUUUUUACAUUAAACUUCUGCUGCAAAAUAAUUGUAGUAAAAAAUUCUAUUUGCAAGACUAAAUUUUGUUUUCUUUGAGUGUAAAUAACCUUUUUCAUGAGCGGAAUUAUAUUGAAAAAUAAUUCUAGCAAAAAGGCAACAAUUUACAAGACCUCAAUUACAGCAAAAUAGACAAUUGUAGUAAAAAAAUGCAAUUUGAAAUUCUCAAUUAUGUUUUCUUUAAGUGUAAAUAGACUUUUAUGAUUAAAUUUAUCUUGAAAAAUAAUUGUAGCAAAAUUGCUACAGUUUGCAAGACCUCAAUAAGGGUAAACUUAUAGCUUUUGGUAUUGCAAAUGUAAUCUUUAUAAUAAAUUUAGGCUGCAAAACAAUUGUAUUGAAAAUGCAAUAGUUUGCAAGACCUUAACUAAGAACAAUUCUCAAAAAUUAACAAUUUUAGUAAAAAAUGCAAUUUGCAAUUCACAAUUAUGUUUUCUUUAAGUGUAAAUUAGACUUUUUGAUUGAACUUAUUUUGAAAAACAUUUCUAGCAAAAUUGCAACAGUUUGCAAUACCAUAAUAAUUGUCAACUUAUAGCUUUUGGUAUUGCAAAUGUAAUCUUUAUAAUAAAUUUUGGCUGCAAAACAAUUGUAGUGGAAAUGCAAUAGUUUACAAGACCUUAACUAAGAACAAUUCUAAAAAAUUAACAAUUGUAGUAAAAAAUGCAAUGUGCAAUUCUCAAUUAUGUUUUCUUUAAGUGUAAAUAUACUUUUAUGAUUAAACUUAUCUUGAAAAAUAAUCGUAGCAAAAUUGCAACAGUUUGCAAGACCUCAAUAAGGGUAAACUUAUAGUUUUUGGUAUUGCAAAUGUAAUCUUUGUAACAAACUUAGGCUGCAAAACAAUUGUAGUGGAAAUGCAAUAGUUUGCAAGACCUUGCAAACAUAGUUUUUGGUAUUGCAAAUGUAAUCUUUGUAAUAAACAUAGGCUGCAAAACAAUUGCAGUGGAAAUACAAUAGUUUGCAAGACCUUGCUAAGAACAAAAUUUGAAUUUAGAAAAA